AUGGAAGCUAGUUUCUUCCUACUUUUUCUAUUGUCUUUCUACUCUACUAUACACAAGAUUUCUACUACAACGGAUGUAAUCACUACCAAUCACUCCAUCAGAGAUGGUGAAACUGUUGUUUCAUCUGGUGGAAUAUUUGAAAUGGGAUUUUUCAGCCCCAGUGGUACCUCAAGGCGAUAUAUUGGGAUAUGGUACAAGCAAAUUCUUCCGGUACAGACAGUUGUAUGGGUUGCCAACAGAGAAAAACCACUCAUGAGUACAUCUUCAGUUGCUUUGAAGGUCACCAAGCCGGGAAUACUUGCCCUUCUCAAUGACAAGAAUGAAAUUAUAUGGUCCACUAACACCUCAAGAUCAAUCCAAAAUCCAGUUGCACUUCUUUUAGAUUCUGGUAAUCUUGUUGUAAAAGAUGCAAAUGAUGGCAACCCACAAAAUUUCCUCUGGCAGAGCUUCAAUAUUCCUACUGAUACGCACUUGCCUGGUAUGAAGCUUGGCAAGAAUUUUAAAACUGGCCAUGAGAGUUACCUUUCAGCAUGGAAGAACGAUAAUGAUGCAGCUCCAGGAGAAUUCACUCGUCACAUUGACCCUACUGGAUAUCCACAGGCCCUCACCAAGCGUGGCACAAGAGUAUCAGUCCGUGCAGGACCAUGGAAUGGUUUUCGAUGGAGUGGGAUACCUAAACAACUACUAACACAAAGCAACAUUUAUACAUUUCAAUUUAUUUUCAAUGAGGAGGAGGUUUACUAUAUUUUUUCUAUCAUUAACAGUUCGGUUUUAUCACGACUAGUCGUGACUAGCAAUGGUUAUAUACAACGAUUAACAUGGGUGGAUCGUACAAAGAGUUGGCAUAUGCACUACAAUUUACCUUCGGACAACUGUGACACAUAUAGCUUAUGCGGUGCCUAUGGGAGCUGUGACAUAGAAAAUUCUCCUAUUUGUGGAUGUUUGGAAAAGUUUGUAGCUAAAUAUCCACAACAAUGGGAAAAGGGAGAUUGGACAGAAGGGUGUGUUCGGAGGACAUCCUUAGAUUGCAAAAAGGAACAUGUAUUUCUAAAAUAUUCUGGAAUCAAGUUGCCGGAUACUAAGCACUCUCAGUACAAUAAAACCAUGACACUCGAAGGGUGUAAGCAAGUAUGCUCCAGGAACUGCUCUUGCACAGCUUAUUCAAGUCUAGAUAUAAGCAAUGGAGAGAAAGGUUGCUUAUUUUGGUUCGGGGAGUUGAUUGACAUCAAAAAGCUGGCUGAAAGAGGGCAAGACAUUUACAUCAGGAUGGAUUCUUCAGAGCAAGGUUCAAAUAGAAAGAAGGCAAAGAUACUCACAAUGAUUUUCUCGUUGUUGAUGGCAAUGUGUCUGCUAGGCCUGAUUCUGUUCUUGUACAGACGGAAAAAGAAGAAGAAACUGAAACACAAAGAAGAUUUUGAGCUGCCACUGUUCCAACUAUCGACAAUAACAAAAGCCACAAAUAACUUUUCAGUAAACAACAAGAUUGGAGAGGGUGGAUUUGGACCCGUAUACAAGGGAGUGCUGGAAGGACAAGAAAUUGCUGUGAAGAGACUAUCAAGGUCUUCCAUGCAAGGACUUGAUGAAUUCAAGAACGAAGUUAUCUACAUUGCCAAGCUUCAGCAUCGGAAUCUUGUGAGACUUUUGGGUGGCUGCAUUCAAGAGGAGGAAAAGAUGUUGAUCUAUGAAUACAUGCCUAACAAAAGCCUGAAUUCAUAUAUAUUUGAUCAAAUGAAGAACAAAUUACUUGAUUGGCCAAAGCGUUUCCACAUCAUAAACGGAAUUGCUCGUGGCUUAUUGUAUCUCCAUCAAGAUUCUCGACUACGGAUUAUCCAUAGAGACCUUAAAGCAAGCAAUGUUUUGCUAGAUAUAGAAAUGAAUCCAAAGAUAUCAGAUUUUGGCAUUGCCAGAAGUGUUGCAGGAAAUGAGAUGGGAGCAAAAACACGUCAUGUGGUUGGGACAUAUGGCUACAUGUCCCCUGAAUAUGCACUAGAUGGGAUCUUCUCGGUAAAAUCAGAUGUCUUUAGCUUUGGCGUCUUGGUGUUAGAGAUUGUGAGUUGCAAGAGAAAUAGAGGAUUUGUCCAUCAAGAUCACAACCUUAACCUUCUUGGUCAUGCAUGGAAGCUUUACAAAGAUGGUAGGUCCUUGGAACUAAUUGAUGAGCAGCUAGCCGAUUCUUGUGAUAUUUCUCAAGUUUUAAGAUCAAUCCAAGUGGGUUUAUUAUGUGUGCAACAAUGUCCAGAUGAUAGACCAAGCAUGUCUUCUGUGGUUCUGAUGUUGGCUAAUGAGAGCCUACUGCCAAAUGCUAAAGAACCGGGAUUUUUCACAGAACGAAACGUAUUUGAUGAAGCAAAAUCAGAACUGCAGACAGCCAGUUCCAAAAAUGAAGUCACAAUCACAUCUUUAGAUCCUCGAUAGAGUUUGACAGGAUAACUAUUUUGACUUGUGUGUACAUGAAUAGGAAAAAUAUAUUAAAACUUUGAUUGUUGGGAAAUACAAUAGAUUUUGAACUAAAACAUCAUGUUGAAUUUUUCUACUUGAAGAUGUUAUCUACU
Molecule: messenger RNA, 2552 nt
Organism: Lycium barbarum (goji berry)
Lineage: Eukaryota; Viridiplantae; Streptophyta; Magnoliopsida; Solanales; Solanaceae
Product: G-type lectin S-receptor-like serine/threonine-protein kinase At4g27290
Exons: 6
Coding region: 1-2415 (804 amino acids)
Biological process (GO): recognition of pollen; protein phosphorylation
Molecular function (GO): protein serine/threonine kinase activity; ATP binding
Source: RefSeq, a predicted model, not a curated record